Molecule: messenger RNA, 2455 nt
Organism: Tilletiaria anomala UBC 951
Lineage: Eukaryota; Fungi; Basidiomycota; Exobasidiomycetes; Georgefischeriales; Tilletiariaceae
Exons: 4
Coding region: 417-2375 (652 amino acids)
Source: RefSeq, a predicted model, not a curated record
UGAAGCGAAUUGCUGGUUGUGUAGUGAAUAGUGAGAGUGGCAGAAGUCGUUGGGAAGUGCUCAAUCCUUGUUGCACCAACCUGAGAGGGCGGAACGCAUAAAUCGCAAGGAAAGUGUGAUAUCUCCAACUCUCCAUUCAUUGAACAAUAUCAGUCGUCACCAUCGUCGAUCACAUCUUCAUACUUGACGAUGACCAUGAGACGCAAAUGAUGUGUGGUUGAGGCACAUGGAUCUGUGCAACCAUCAGCACGUGUGACCCACGGCCCCGUGGAUAAUGAACAAGCAGGCAGCGGUGGGAUAGUCUUGGAGAGGGCGGACAGCGAAGGAGCGUCCCGCGUCUCCCCCGAUCGACUUUGACUCAGUCUACGCAUCAACCCAUGCAGCAACGCCCUGAGGCUGGGCCCGAGUGAUCCAGUAUGGGCUCUAAAUCGUGCCAGGAUGACUCCUCUCCGCUCACGGAGCCCAGAUCUAGUCCAAUUAAGGCCGCGGUUCCUCUUUCACCUGAUGCGGUGCAUGAAGUGACUGCUGGAGUACCUGGCGCCAAGGCUGGGGCGGCGCCGUCGGGCGAUCAAGACCAGUGCCAGGCUGACGAGGACAGAGCUUUAGAUUACUGUCAAGCUGACCAGGUCACCAAGAUGGAAAAAGAAGGAGCAGCCAAAAGCAAGAAGCCGACCGCCCCAGAUUUGGUCCAUGUCUAUGAGGGGCUUGAGGGACCGGGAUCCAGCAAUUCUGAUCGAGACGAGACCGGCAAUCGAUGCAGGAGUCGAGCCACACAAGAGCCUGGAACUCUCCUACUACCUCUUUUGUCGCAGGAUGUAGUGCCAACUGCCGAAGCUGAAGCUACCAAGCGCGACUUGGCAGAGCUGGGGGACGCUGUUAGCGACGAUUCGCUCACGGAUCUCGAGGAACUGAUAGGAUCUGGAACCGAUGGCGGGGAUGAAAGCGGUAUCGAGAGCGAGAAAACAUCCUCUAACGAAAGCUGGGACCUGGGCUGCGAAUGCUGCGGCGCGUUCAUCCGCAACGCAGAUCUUACAGAUGACGUAGCUCUGAUAUGCUGCAGCGUAUGCGAGACCUGGCAGCACAUCAGAUGCUGGGAUCGCCAUUUGAACAAGAACGGCCUCCCACCACGUGACUGGGAUGCAGAAGGAGAAGAUUUCUUCUGCACGCGCUGCAAGACACCGAAUCAUUCCAUUCCGCUUCCCGCAUAUGCCAUUGACAUCAAAGUCAAGGCGGAGCAACGUGGUAGCUUGCGUACGUCCGAGAAGAAGCAAGCUAAACGCCCAAAGGCGCGAGGACCGGACGCGGAAGAGCCAGUCUGGAAGAAGAUCAAGGUGUCAAGAAUGGAGAAUGGUAGAAUAGUGACCAAGCACCAGGAGCAAAAAUCAGAAGCAAAGCCACCAACGAAGGGCAAGGAUGAAGACGUUCAUCUUUCUCCUAGCACUAGCUCGAGCAGCCAGCAUAAGGGCAAGUCACAAAAGAUGUACCGGCUCAAGGGAGCAAAACAUCCCGUUUUGCUUGAUGAAAAUAGUAGCCAGGCGAAGACGAAGUUGGGGAGUGAGAAGGAUGGGACAGGCGGAGGUCAGAAGGCGAGGCGCACAAUCAAGUUGAUGAGGCGCCAACAUGCACAGAAGAGUAGUGAUGAUGAGCAGAAAGGUGAAAGGCCAUCAAUGCCCGCUCUGGAGCCGGCGAAGACGCCGACAAGCACGCAUCUAACCCCUGGCUCCCAGGCGUCAGGGUCGGCGGCGGCAGCGGCGGUCAAAUCCGUCAAAUCGUUCUUGUCUCCUCUUCAGAAACAACCAUCCGAUGCCAGGCCUGCUAUUACCGCAUCCAAGCUUGGUCCUGUGCCAUCGACAUCAAGGAAAGCCCCUGCACAGAAUAUAUCCGACGUGAAAGCUGCAGAGGCAGCGGGUGCUGCACGCAUCAAGGCGGCCACGAACGCCAAUAACGCCGCGCGCUUGCAGGCCGCCAAAGCAGGCAGUGCCGGCCCGCGUGCUUCCAGUGGAUCUUCUUCCGCCAGUAGGCUGCUCAGCAGUCUUCUUGGCGGGCCAUCGUCCAGCAAGCCAACCAGCGGCGCAUCCACGCCCAGCUCCAGCAGACAGCAAGAGAAGGAUAAGCCGAAAGCGGUUCAGGAUGCUGGGCAGAAGAAGCAACCUUUCCAGCACAGAGGGCACAAAGGGCACUACAAACAGUCCGACAGUAUAGGAGCGCAAGGUGCCAAGGGAGAAACUAUGACAGAGGAAGAGAUGGCAAGGCGUCGGGAGGCCUCGAUGCGCAAGUGGGAAAAUUACAAGGUGCUUAGUUACACGUGUGUCCGCCCAUGGGAACAAACGAAGACAGCCUUCUUACAGCUCUCCAUGCGUCGAACAGGGAUUUGAUCUGCUGCGUCAUUCAGAUUCUAUGAAACAAGCAGAAAGGGACUUGCAAGCAGCCAUGAAAUUGGAUCCGCGGAUGCAGA